AUGCAGAAAANGGUGUAUUAUGGUGGAAAUGAGUUUAUUGAUGAAGUAGAAAGAUUGUGUCAGAAAAGAGCUCUUGAAGCCUUUGAUCUAGAUCCAUCAUUAUGGGGAGUUAAUGUUCAGCCAUAUUCGGGGUCACCUGCAAACUUUGCUGUCUAUACUGGAAUUGUUGAACCUCAUGGAAGAAUUAUGGGAUUAGAUCUUCCAGAUGGUGGUCAUUUAACACAUGGCUAUAUGACUGAAAAGAAACGUAUAUCUGCCACUUCAAUUUUUUUUGAAUCAAUGCCGUAUAAAGUUGAUCCAGCAACUGGUCUGAUUGAUUAUGACAAAUUACAAUUAAAUUCAAAACUCUUUAAACCAAAAUUAAUUAUCGCAGGAGUAAGCUGUUAUCCUCGAGAUUUAGAUUAUAAGCGAUUUAGAAAAAUAGCAGAUGAAGUCGGUGCUUAUCUCAUGGCUGAUAUGGCUCACGUUAGUGGUCUGGUAGCCACAAAGUUGGCACCCAAUCCAUUUGAAUAUUGUGAUGUUGUGACAACAACAACACACAAAACAUUACGUGGACCAAGAGCAGGAAUAAUAUUUUACAGAAAAGGUGUUCGGUCUGUAAAUAAACUUGGCGAAAAAGAAAUGUAUAAUUUGGAAGAAAAAAUUAAUCAAGCUGUAUUUCCUGGACUGCAAGGUGGACCACACAACAAUACUAUUGCUGGUAUUGCUACUGCUCUCAAACAAGUUCGGAUGCCCGAAUUCUAUUCUUAUCAGAAACAAGUUGUAGCAAAUGCAAAAACACUUGCUCGACUUUUACAAGAAAAAGGCUACAAAUGCAUCUCAGGUGGCACAGAUAAUCAUAUAGUUUGGGUUGAUCUUCGAUCAAAGGGAAUAAAUGGUUCACGUGCAGAAAGAGUUUUGGAAGACAUAUCCAUUGCUUGCAAUAAAAAUACUGUACCUGGGGAUAAGAAUGCUUUUAAUCCCAGUGGAAUUAGAUUGGGAACGCCUGCUCUUACCACUAGAGGCUUAAAAGAAUCUGAUAUCGAACAAGUGGUUGAUUUCAUUGAUAGAGGAUUUGAUGGUUCUACCACUGUUGAAGAAUUUAUUCAAAGUUUGAAUGCAGAAGCAGGGAUUAGAGAUACUAGCCAUUCUGGAUUCUUUCUUUACAGUGAUGAUCCCAUCGAAAAAGGCAUGGAACAUUGCCUUCAAAGUUCUUCCAAGGUAAUGAAUUAA
This is a messenger RNA of Centruroides sculpturatus (bark scorpion), 1212 nucleotides long. Its product is annotated as serine hydroxymethyltransferase, cytosolic-like. Bases 1 to 1212 code for a protein of 403 amino acids. Gene Ontology annotation, molecular function: zinc ion binding; glycine hydroxymethyltransferase activity; pyridoxal phosphate binding. Gene Ontology annotation, cellular component: cytosol; nucleus; cytoplasm. The record is from RefSeq and is a predicted model, not a curated record. NCBI's taxonomy places the organism in Eukaryota, Metazoa, Arthropoda, Arachnida, Scorpiones, Buthidae. The transcript has 7 exons. Gene Ontology annotation, biological process: protein homotetramerization; L-serine catabolic process; folic acid metabolic process.